AUGAACUCCCGACCUCACAAAGUGCGUCGUCGCCAACCCCUCCUGCUAAAUCUUACGUUCUGUCCCAGCAAUCCAUGUCCGAGCUCAAGCUCCGCCGACUUACGGAGCACAACCAACGGCUACGGGAGGACUUGGCUCGCCCACGUGUCCGGGUCAGCGAGGCCAGUGCAAGGCUUGUCACUUUCCAACUAUACUGUCUCCUCCUUUAACAUAUUCGGUAGCUUGAUUCGCUACUGCAAAACCACCAAAGAUCACCUCGUACCUUCUGUAUGGGGUCCGGUGGGCAAGGGCGAGGACCCAUACGCACCACCAGCUCAAGGCUGCAACUGUGUUGUCAUGUAA
This is a messenger RNA of Mycena indigotica, 342 nucleotides long. Its product is annotated as G-protein gamma subunit. Lineage: Eukaryota; Fungi; Basidiomycota; Agaricomycetes; Agaricales; Mycenaceae. The record is from RefSeq and is a predicted model, not a curated record. Gene Ontology annotation, biological process: G protein-coupled receptor signaling pathway. The transcript has 4 exons. Bases 1 to 342 code for a protein of 113 amino acids.